Messenger RNA from Pseudomyrmex gracilis, 5035 nucleotides. It is a transcript of the gene IleRS, whose product is annotated as probable isoleucine--tRNA ligase, cytoplasmic. NCBI's taxonomy places the organism in Eukaryota, Metazoa, Arthropoda, Insecta, Hymenoptera, Formicidae. The coding region runs from base 155 to 3862 and encodes 1235 amino acids. The transcript has a single exon. The record is from RefSeq and is a predicted model, not a curated record. Gene Ontology annotation, biological process: isoleucyl-tRNA aminoacylation. Gene Ontology annotation, molecular function: tRNA binding; ATP binding; isoleucine-tRNA ligase activity.
CAACACUGCAUCAUAGUAGCGCAGGUGUACAUCGAUGUGUAAUUCGAAACGGUAUCGUGACUGUCUCGGCAUAUGUUCGAAGAGUUACGUCAGCUAAUUUAAUCGUUUUUGGCAAGACAUUUUUACUGUAUUAACUGAGAACUAGAAGAGAACGAUGCAGAAACUGCCGGAGACGAUCAAUUUUGCGGAACAGGAAGAAACGACGUUAGAACUAUGGAGACAGUGGAACGUGUUCCAAACAAGCAUGCGAAUGUCAUGCAAACGAUCGAAGUUCUCCUUCUACGACGGGCCGCCGUUUGCUACUGGUAUGCCACAUUAUGGCCACAUUCUCGCUGGCACCAUCAAAGACAUCAUCACCAGAUAUGCUUAUCAGACCGGUCACCAUGUGGAACGCCGAUUCGGUUGGGACUGUCAUGGAUUGCCGGUGGAAAAUGAGAUCGACAAAAUGUUAAAUAUCAAAGGGCCUGAUGACGUUGCUAAAAUGGGUAUUGCGGCAUACAACAAUGAAUGUCGCAGCAUCGUCAUGAGGUACUCUGAGGAAUGGGAAAAGAUUAUAGGCCGGAUGGGUCGGUGGAUUGAUUUCCAAAAUGAUUACAAAACUAUGUAUCCGUGGUAUAUGGAGUCUAUUUGGUGGAUAUUUAAACAGCUGUAUCUUAAGGGUCUUGUAUAUGAAGGAAUUAAGGUAAUGCCCUUUUCAACUGCAUGUAAUACAUCAUUGUCAAACUUUGAAGCUGGCCAAAAUUACAAGGAUGUUGUCGAUCCAUCGGUAGUUGUAGCCUUUCCAUUGGUGAAUGAACCAGGUGUAUCUAUUCUAGCUUGGACAACUACUCCUUGGACAUUACCAAGCAACUUGGCACUAUGUGUUAAUCCUACUUAUGAAUAUGUUGAAGUAAAAGAUAACAAGUCUGACAAUGUUUUUAUUAUGUUAGAGGCACAAUUGGGUCUUGUUUUUAAAUCUCAAGAUCUUUAUACUAUUCAAGGCAGAAGAAAAGGCACAGACUUAAAAGGAAAACAAUAUGAACCACCGUUUCCAUAUUUUUUGCAUUGUAGAACAAAAGGUGCUUUUCAAGUAUUGAAUGAUACAUAUGUUACAGCUGAGAUGGGAACAGGCAUCGUCCAUCAAGCCCCCUAUUUUGGAGAAGAUGAUUAUCGAUGCUGCAUAGAAGCUGGUAUCAUAAGCAAGAACCUAGAUAAUAUGAGCGCAUGUCCUGUCGACAGUAGUGGUUGUUUCAUAGAACCAGUUCAUGAUUUUAUUGGCAAGUAUGUCAAAGAUGCAGACAAAGACAUUAUAAAAUAUCUAUUAGCCAAGAAGAGACUGAUUGUCAGCACCACAACUAAGCAUAGUUAUCCAUUUUGUUGGCGUUCUGAUACACCACUUAUUUACAAAGCUGUGCCGUCCUGGUUUCUGCAGGUUGAGCAGAUCAAGGAUAAGCUGUUGGAAGCGAGCAGUGCUACUUAUUGGGUACCAGAUUAUGUAAAAGAGAAGCGAUUCGGUAAUUGGUUGCGAGACGCUCGCGAUUGGGCCAUAAGCCGAAAUCGUUACUGGGGCAAUCCUAUACCGUUGUGGAUUUCCGAGGAUCGAGAAGAAAUCGUCUGCGUGGGCAGCUUAGAAGAGCUGAAGCAGCUAACAGGCGUCAACGUAGAAGACAUUCAUCGGGAGAACAUCGAUCAUUUGACUAUACCAUCGAAACGACCAGGACACUCACCACUGCGUCGCAUACCAGAGGUAUUUGAUUGCUGGUUUGAAUCUGGUUCAAUGCCAUAUGCACAAAUGCACUAUCCAUUUGAGCGACAGGAAGACUUUAACAAAUGCUUCCCGGCGGAUUUUAUUGCCGAGGGCAUCGAUCAAACGCGUGGAUGGUUCUACACACUUCUAGUCAUUUCAACCGCGCUCUUUGGCAAGGCGCCAUUCAAGAAUCUCGUAGCUAACGGACUUAUUCUUGCGUCUGAUGGACAGAAGAUGUCUAAGCGCAAGAAAAACUACCCUGAUCCUAUGAAAGUGGUGAAAUCAUAUGGCGCUGAUGCUCUGCGUCUCUACCUUAUUAACUCGCCAGUCGUCAGGGCUGAGAAUUUGCGAUUCAAGGAGAGCGGCGUUCAUGACAUUGUUAAAGACGUCUUGUUACCUUGGUACAACGCUUUUCGAUUUCUCAUACAGAACAUCGAGCUGUAUGAGACAGAUAACAAUGUUCGUUUUGUAUUUGAUGGGGCGCUUGAACAUAACUCUGACAAUAUAAUGGAUAAAUGGAUUUUGUCUUCCCUACAAUCACUAUUGCUUUUUAUGAAAGAAGAAAUGGAAGCGUAUAGACUGUACACUGUGGUACCUCGGUUACUUAAGUUCAUCGAAAAUCUCACUAACUGGUACUUGCGAAUGAACAGGAGACGCAUCAAAGGCGACGAAUUUGAUCCAGAUAAGCUAUCUGAUCGUUUAACGGCGUUGUUCACUCUAUUUCGAGUACUUGAUACAAUGAUUAGAAUGAACGCGCCUUUCACGCCAUUCUUGACGGAAUUUAUGUUCCAGUACAUGUCCAAAAAGACCUCACAGCAAGGAACAAGUCUAGAUAGUAUACACUUUCAAAUGAUUCCUAAACCAAUCACGAAUCUGAUCGACAAAGACAUAGAGAAGGCUGUGUCGAGUAUGCAGCUCGUCAUUGAAAUGGGACGUAUCGUUCGGGAUAGAAAAGGAAUACCUAUCAAAUAUCCACUGCAGGAGAUCGUAGUGAUUCAUCACGAUGCUCAAGUAUUGGUGCAACUGAGGAAGAUGGAAUCGUACAUACUCGCAGAGCUUAAUAUCAAGAACAUGGUUGUUAGCACCGACAAACGAAAGUAUUAUGUGCUUUUGAGAGCCGAGCCAGAUCAUAAGAUACUCGGUGCUCGUUUGAGAAGUGAUUUCAAACAAGUCGCGCUGGCUAUCAGAGAACUGUCUGACAGUCAAUUAAGUGAAUUUCUCGUUAAAAAAGAAAUUGACGUAUUAGGUCAUAAGCUUGGAGUCAAGGAUCUGCGUUUAAUGUAUCAUUUUGAUGAGAAACACAAUAAUUACGCGGAGAAAUAUGAAACUCACGAAAUGGAGAACAUGUUAAUUCUUAUGGAUGUUUUUUACACCAAAGAGAUGUACAACGAAGGAAUAGCGCGAGAAGUAAUCAAUCGGAUACAAAAACUGCGAAAGAAAGCUGAACUACUACCGUCCGACAGAGCCGUCGUGUAUUAUCGAGUAGAAAACGAGGAAUUAGCCGAAAUAAUUAAGACUCACAAGGACAUUAUUGUGAAAGCAACAAAGACUCCUUUAAAACAUCACUCGGAGAAUACACAUAUGGAAAUAUCAUACAUAGAUAUGGACAUCAAAGAAAUGAAAUUGCAACUCGCUUUGGAGUAUCAUGAUAUAGCAACGAAAUCAUCUGUAAAAGCAAAUGUCUGCGAAGAAAGAAAAAUCUCGGGAAGUUACGUCAAUGUAAUGCUCGUGGAUAUAGAACCUAGAUAUGGUGCGAAAAGCGGCGAGGCUUCGAUUCUGAUUUCUCCGCGCGGAUUUAAGCGCCUCACAUACACUCGCUUGCGACAUGAGAUAGACUUGAUAUUUGGUCUUUACGGUUAUUCGUACGAUUUGUAUCUUGCCGAUAAGAAACUCACUUAUGUGAUCAAGUCACCACAUGACGAGCUAGAUGAAAACUUACUGAAUGAACAAACGAUAAGAGUGAUACAUUCAAAAGCAUCUUUGUCUUUAAAAGAAUUGUCAUCAAACAGGAAGCCGAUUUGCGCGUUUUUCACUUUCAAGACGGGACUUGAUGAGAUUAGUGUAUUUGUAGAAAAUCCCAAAUACAACAAAUUAUCCGAAGCACAGAUCGAUCACUUAACGUGCUUAUCUCUUUAAAAAAACUCUCUUACAUAAAAACUUUACUGAGUCGAGUUUUUCAUUGGAGUUUGUUUGGAAAAAAUACAGGAUAUUUCUUAUACUUUGUUACACAAGUAUACAAAUAAGUUUUCUCAUUGUAUAUAUUUCAACAUUCUCUUUCAAAUAAAAAAUAUUAUCUAGUUUUGAAGUAUUAAUAUUUUUGAGAAAUAAAAAACAGGAAAUGACAAAAAUCGUAAAUCGUUUGCCUCGCAUAUUAUACAUUAUUUUCUUAGUUUUACGUAUAAUUUAUAGAGAUAUAGUCACUCUUGUAAACUAUACAAUCUUUACACAUGAUUUUUAUGGUAACUUAUUUUGUAAAAAUGACAAAAUAAAGCAUUUAAUUAAAAUAUUUCAUCAAUUAAUAUCUUGUAUCUUGUAUGUAUCAUGUCUAUAAUAAAGUUGCUCAAAUGUUAGUUUAAAAACUGUUAAAGAAUUAUAUUUAUUUAUAUAUGGUUAAAAAAUAUUUGAUAAUCAACGCAAAUCAUAUUUAUUUUAAUACUUAGGGUCAUUCUACAAUGAAUUACAAAAGAUAGCAAUUACUAGGGAAAAAUUGCUAUUUUUAGUUGCGCUUAGCUGUUGCGUUUGCCAAAAGAAAGUUGGUAAAAUUUUAACUUUUGGUAACAGCAAAUUAUGGCCAAGCGCAACCGGAAGUAGCACUCUCCUAGUAGUUGUCACUUUCGCAACUGGCGACGGAAUAUUUGCAACUUAUUGUAGAAUAGGCCUUAGUAUUUGGCGCUUAUAAUCUGUAUUUUACUUUUAUCAAUGAAAGUGUUUAUUACUGAAAAUAUGUGACAAAGCAUACACUAAACACGUAUUUGGUGACAUUUUUUCCAUAAGGUGAGAAAAAAAUAUAAGAGUAUUUCUGGAAAAUUAAAUUCGUUAUGAAAGUUUCAACAUAACUAGAAUUUAACAGAUAAUAAAUAGAAUUUAACAUUAGAUAAAAUAGUCUCAAUAUAAUAUAUUAUUAGCAAUGACUAACAAAUUAUAUAGAGUAAGUCACAGACACAAUAAUAUAUGUAAAUCGCUACCUUCCUGUUUUUUAUUAUAUCUAUAUUUUGAAUAAAAAUUUACAUUUUGUAUAAUCUCAGAAACAAAAGACUUUGUUUAUCGUUAAAUUAUUAUCUAACCGUUUAACCUUUAUAAAAUAUUACU